Molecule: messenger RNA, 849 nt
Organism: Papaver somniferum (opium poppy)
Lineage: Eukaryota; Viridiplantae; Streptophyta; Magnoliopsida; Ranunculales; Papaveraceae
Exons: 2
Coding region: 1-849 (282 amino acids)
Source: RefSeq, a predicted model, not a curated record
AUGGCAAAAUAUCUUACACCCGAAGAUGUUGCAAUCACCAAAUCUUGGAUAAGCAUUACACUUGAUGGUGUUGCCGGAGUUGAUCAAAAAUCAAACCAGUUUUGGGAGCGGGUAUUCGAUACCUACGUAAGCAGCUUUGGGAAUAAAAAUGACAUAACUGUUCAUAAGUUGCAAAAUAGAUUUGGUACCUUGAAAAAAGAUGUCAAAAAAUGGGUUGGUAUCUUAAGAAAUUUGCAUAUAAACAAUGCAAGUGGAUGCGGAAUUGAUGAUCUUGAGAGAAAAGCUAGAUUGGAAUAUAGUAAGGUUAGCAAGGGAAAACCUUUUCAAAAUGAAGAGGUGUACCGACUUUUCAAAGCCCAUGUUCUCGGAUUCAAUCCCGAAGAAAUUGAUCCUACUCAAAAUGUGGAAGAUGAAUCGUAUGCUCCUAGUGUUAAUGCUUCAACAAGUAGUGCUCCCGCAAGAAGCGACCCAAUAUGGCAUGAAGAGGAUAACCCUCGUCGACCAACGGGGAAAAGGGAUCAACAAAGGGAAGCUUCGGAGCUAUCGGCCAUCAACGACGGAACUGAGCGUAUUUUGAAACAUUUUAGUGAAGAGAAUGCAAAGAAGAUGGCAAGAUUGGAUGGACAAGAAGAAUAUUUAUUAACUAUUGCAGAGACAAAAAAGAAAUCUGUGGAUUUGGCUUUGGAGAAACAUGAACUCGAAGUGUUGGAUGUGGUGGUUGAGACCUUGCCGGAAUGGAAGCAGCAAUUUAUGUUGGAUAAACAAAAUAAGAUUUUGGAAAAACAUGGUUAUCCUCCUAGAACACUUGGUUAUCCUAACACUAGCAAUGUUCGUCAUUUCAAUAUAUGA